UUCCAAAAUAUUCACGAUCCUGACUUCGAACCUCACAAAUACCAAAUUGUAAUCCCGCCAACGGAUCACAAAUCUCCUCUAGAUUUCCUCCGCAUUUUCUCUCCUUCCUGAAAUCCUCAUUCACCUCUCUUCUUUUCUCAUGGCGGAGUAUGAUAUUCAAAAUCAAAACCACUCAUUUUGAUUUGAUUUCAAAUGGAAUUCUCAAAAUUCAAUCCAAAGUUAUCCAGAUUAACGUUUUGUGGUAGUUAAAUUCGACACCUUUAAAUGAUUUUGCGGUCUUCUUCUCCGUUUAAUUUCCCCACCAAAGUUGGAACUGGAAUCGGAAUAGACAGUAAGUUGUUUCUUGGUAUUCUUCUUUCACACAGUAAUCAACAUCAACAUCAUAGAAAAAGAAGAAGAAGAAGAUUGGAGUGUAUAGGUUGUUGUAUGCUCCCAGCCAAUACUGGUGGUGGGAACCCUAAUUUUGAUUCUGAUAGGCAGAGUGCUGUGAAAUCUCUAGGGUUUUCAGAUGAAUUAGAUGAUGAAUAUAGAGAAAUUGAAGCUGAGAAUUCGAUACAGGUACCAUCGAAUUUCACUAGUUUUCAACAAGAUCCAUUAGUAGCUAAGCUAAGAACACAAUUAGGAGUAAUUCAUCCAAUUCCAUCUCCUCCUCCAAUAAACCGUAAUAUCGCAGGUCUUUUUGUGUUUUUUUUCUUAGUAGGAGUUGUUUUUGAUAAAGUAUGGACAUCUAGAAAGAAAAUUGAGUUGAAAAGAGAGAAACCAGCUACUUGGCCUCAAGUGCCUACUAGUUUUUCAUUGUUUCUCGAAAAGGAUUUGCAGAGAAAAGAAUCGGUGGAAUGGGUUAAUAUGGUUUUGGGGAAGUUGUGGAAAGUAUAUAGAGUUGGUCUUGAGAAUUGGUUAAUUGGAUUGCUUCAGCCUGUUAUCGAUAAUCUUAAGAAGCCGGAUUAUGUUGAGAGAGUUGAAAUUAAGCAGUUUUCGUUAGGGGAAGAGCCUCUUUCUGUCAGAAAUGUCGAGCGCAGGACUUCUCGUCGGGCUAAUGAUUUGCAGUACCAAAUUGGACUCCGUUAUACUGGUGGUGCGCGUAUGUUGUUGAUGCUCACGCUCAAAUUUGGGUUCAUUCCAAUUAAAGUACCAGUUGGUAUUAGAGAUUUUGACAUUGAUGGAGAGUUAUGGGUGAAAUUGCGCUUAAUACCAACAGAACCUUGGGUGGGAGCUGUCUCAUGGGCUUUUGUUUCGCUUCCGAAAAUAAAUUUCCGGCUAUCACCAUUCCGUUUGUUCAAUGUGAUGGCAAUUCCUGUUCUCUCAAUGUUCUUGACAAAACUCCUCACUGAGGAUCUUCCUCGGCUCUUUGUACGUCCAAAAAAAAGUGUUCUAGAUUUCCAGAAGAUAACAGCAGUUGGUCCUAUUUCAAAUGAUAUUAUUCAGGAUUCAAAAAAGGAUUUUGUUGGAGAACUGUCAGUGACUCUAGUAGAUGCUCGAAAGCUUCCUUACUUUUUCUCUGGGAAAACGGAUCCAUUUGUGGUUCUAAGCUUAGGUGAUCAAGUAAUGCGCAGUAAAAAGAACAGUCAAACCACAGUUAUUGGGCGACCUGGUGAACCAAUAUGGAAUCAGGAUUUUGAUAUGCUUGUUGCCAACCCAAGGAAGCAAAAAUUACAGAUCCAGGUCAAAGAUAGUCUUGGAUUCACAGAUUUGACCAUUGGUACUGGGGAGGUUGAGCUGGGAUCUCUUCAGGACACCGUCCCUACAGACAAGAUUGUAGCCCUAAAGGGAGGUUGGGAUCUAUUUAGGAAGGGUUCUGCUGGAGAAAUAUUACUCCGGUUAACAUACAAAGCGUAUGUUGAGGAUGAAGAAGAUGAUAAAACCAAGGAAGAAUCUGUAGAUCCCGAUGUUUCUGAUGACGAGAUGUUGGAUUCUGACGAAGCAGACACAACACCAGAACAGCCUCAAGGAACCUCAGAUGCAACAGAGAAAGAAUCUUUCAUGGAUGUACUUGCAGCUUUGAUCGUAAGUGAGGAAUUUCUUGGGAUAGUGGCAUCUGAAACAGGAUAUUCAAAAACUACUGAAGAUGUCACGAAAUCGGCAUCAUCUCGAGCACAAACACCUGAUCGUCUUGCAGAUAGCGUACCUCCUGGUCCAGGAAGUGGUGUCGUUAGUCCUGAAGAUUCAGCAUUGUUUUGGUUUGCGGUGAUAACAAGUGUCGCUGUGCUGAUAGCGUUCAAUGUGGGUGGUUCAAGUUUCUUCAAUCCUUGAUUAUGUACAGGCUGGACCUGUGAAGAGAACCAGCGUUCCAUUACUCUUUAAAUCAAGUAAUUUUGGAAACUUCACUAUUUCCAUUUUUACUGCCAUUGGUACAGUAUCUCAUAAUUUUUUGCUUUGUUUAUCUCCUCUACUGAGUUUCUUUUCCAGAAGCUUGAUUAACAAAUGAUUCUUUUUUCUGGAAAUGGGGUGAGCCGCGGCACUAUUUGUGGUACAAACCGUUCUCAACUUAAAAAUAUAGGAUCUAUACCUACCUCAAUACCAUUAACUGACAACGGAUGUAUGUCUAAGAUUCACACCCUUAUGCUGAGAAGCUAGAACUAAAAUACUUACUCCAGUAGCUUUAAUAAUGCUGAGAAGCUAGAACUAAAAUUACUUACUCCAGUAGCUUUAAUAAAUUGAAUUCCUGAAAGGCUAAAAAUUUAAUAAAGCUACUACUUCAGGGUUUUGCUUUUCUUA
This is a messenger RNA of Papaver somniferum (opium poppy), 2715 nucleotides long. Its product is annotated as synaptotagmin-2-like. The record is from RefSeq and is a predicted model, not a curated record. The coding region runs from base 265 to 2250 and encodes 661 amino acids. The transcript has 8 exons. NCBI's taxonomy places the organism in Eukaryota, Viridiplantae, Streptophyta, Magnoliopsida, Ranunculales, Papaveraceae. Gene Ontology annotation, molecular function: lipid binding.